Messenger RNA from Clunio marinus, 516 nucleotides. Lineage: Eukaryota; Metazoa; Arthropoda; Insecta; Diptera; Chironomidae. The record is from the annotation of a GenBank genome assembly.
AUGGCAUUAAAACAAAAUUACACGAAUAACUUUCAAGAAGAUGGAAUGAAUGGCUGGGCAUACCUUUUUCCAUUGUUUUCAAACACUCUCAGACCAAUCAAACUUGUUGGUGAUGUCUCAUUUUACGGAAGAGAAGCACAUGAUAAUUUCACAGAAGGAUUUAUCUUUACCGCUGAACAUAUCAAACAUCACUUUGAUUCAAUUAGCAGAAACCAUUUUCGAAUUCAAAGAGAAAAAUCAUCAGGAAAUGAAAUUAAUUUAAGCCCAGCUGUUCUCCAUGUAACAGGUUUAAAUGGAUUAAUUUUGAAUUUUGAAAGGCUUUCACAAGGAUCUUCCAGAAUGCUUAAAAAUGGAGACGUCAUUAAAUUGGUUUUGAGCUUCAGCUUGUUUACCUUCAUCGAUAGAAGAAACUUUGAAACUUUCGACUAUCCUGAGAUCUUAUUAGACAAAUACUGUUUUGGUUCCAUAAUUGGAAGNGAGUGUGAAGAUAUUGAAACCAAAAUUGGUCAGAUUUGA